Xiphias gladius (swordfish) is the source of this 2357-nucleotide messenger RNA. RefSeq names its product MOB kinase activator 3A (gene mob3a). Bases 391 to 1041 code for a protein of 216 amino acids. The transcript has 4 exons. Gene Ontology annotation, biological process: signal transduction; positive regulation of protein phosphorylation. The record is from RefSeq and is a predicted model, not a curated record. Lineage: Eukaryota; Metazoa; Chordata; Actinopteri; Istiophoriformes; Xiphiidae. Gene Ontology annotation, molecular function: protein kinase activator activity. Gene Ontology annotation, cellular component: cytoplasm; nucleus.
CUAACUCGACUCUGGUGUACUUUUCGUUUCGUAGGGCGGAGUCAGGCGUUAGUUUCUUUAUUAAAGUGGCAAGUUUAUUGAAUUAUCGAUAUUUCUACAACAUGUAUCGCGCCGUGUAUCCAUAAUGUAGUCUGUGCCCGUUGUUGGCGUGAAGCUAUUGAUCAGCGACCGGAUAAUUUUCGAUAAAACAUCGAAGGAAACUGACGGAACAGGAAGGCGGAACAAGAUCACAGAAUCACAGACUGACUUGAAACAAACACCAAAACACAGUCCAUAACAAAAACUCUGCACUGGUUGUUUACGCAACCUUUUGAACGCGUCCAUUCCAACAGUAAAUAAUUCACCAGAAGCAUUCAAACAAAUCACCGGCCGCCGCCAACACAUGUAACCAUGUCCCUGGCCCUGAAACAAGUCUUCAACAAAGACAGGACAUUCCGGCCCAAGCGCAAGUUUGAGCCCGGGACGCAGCGGUUCGAGCUGCACAAGAAGGCCCAGGCGUCUCUGAACGCGGGGCUGGAUCUGAAGCAGGCUGUGCAGCUGCCCCACGGCGAGGACCUCAACGACUGGGUGGCCGUCCACGUGGUCGACUUCUUCAACCGCAUCAACCUCAUCUACGGCACCAUCAGUGACUCCUGCACCGAUCAGACCUGCCCCGUCAUGUCCGGUGGGCCCAAGUACGAAUACCGCUGGCAGGACGAACACAAGUACAAGAGGCCGACCGCACUGUCGGCUCCCAAAUACAUGAGCCUGCUCAUGGAUUGGAUUGAGGUACAGAUCAACAAUGAGAACAUCUUCCCCACCAACGUCGGUACUCCCUUCCCUAAGACCUUCAUGCAGGUGGCUAAGAAGAUUUUGUCUCGUCUGUUCCGGGUGUUUGUCCACGUCUACAUCCACCACUUUGACCGUGUGAGCCAGAUGGGGGCAGAGGCACAUGUCAAUACCUGCUACAAGCAUUUCUAUUACUUUGUCACUGAGUUCAACCUGACGGACCACAAAGAGCUGGAGCCCCUGAAAGAGAUGACCUCUCGGAUGUGCCACUGAGGGAGCGCACUGGACCUGUGGACACGUGCCGGACGAACACACCCGUCCAUCUAGAAGACUGCAGCAGAGAACUAAAAGAACAAACAAAUUCAGAAAAGAGUCUAUUUUUAUAUUUAAGUACUGUAAUCUAUUUUAGCCACAUAUUGUAGGUUUUAAUGAAGAACCUUGUCAUGUGAGGCAUUCUCUUCCUUUUAAAAAAAAGUUUUCAAACAUUUUAUCAGAGCACAGUAUUAAGAGGUGUAUGUUUGUGUUGAUGUUUUUCUAUUUUAUUUGAAUCUCAAUCAUUCCAAGAUGCUUCUGUCUGUCUUUCUGUUAAAAUGAUCUAAAAUUAGUACGAUUUCUUACUGUACUCUAUAAAAUCACUAUGUUGUUACAUUAAAAUGACUCUGUUAUAAUUUGAAUUUAGUAAUCACUAUUUGAUUGACAUUGCUUUUUGUACUUGAAGCUGAUAGUGCUGGGCUAUGGCUAAACUUAAUCUGUAGAUUUCCUGGGUAGGAAGGACAUUUUUCUGUAAAGCCGUUAACAGUUUAGUCUGUAUUACCACUCAAACAAUCAAAGUACUAAUUUAGUUUUUUUUUUUUUUUUAAGGCAGAGAAAGUAUUAUUUUCAAACAAUCCCAUUGUGAGGAAAAUAUAAUUUUCUUUCUGUUUCUGAGAGUAUUUUUUUAUGUUUAGCCUAAAAUACCAUUUUAGGCAUUUAAAUAAAUUUGGGGUUUUGGUUGCAUUCAUUUAAAAUUUAUAUGUACAUGUGGAAAUGAACCAAAUACAGUGAUGGCAUGCUGGUGACUCAGACAUUAUGAACUCUUUGUUAUUGUACACUUCGGGCCUUGGGCCACCAGGCAGGUUCUCAUAUGUCAAACCUGUAGGUGUUUGUUGCAGAUACACUUGGCUGCUGAAGGUCACACGCGAGUCGGACCUCACGUGACAAAACUCCGGUGGCAGCACAUGACCAGAAGACCACGUCCACUGGGUGGCGCCAGACACCAAAACCCGUCUUGUGUUGAGGAAUAUUGUAAUCCCGUGGAUAAUGUUGUAGCCUUUAUGAAAUCUGUCCAGUGUCCCAGUUAUAGUCAUGAAGAGGAGAAGUGGGGACCCGAUUCGGGUUAAUGAUUCGACUAAGCUGGUUAUGUAAGAAACAGGCCAGACUGUGCUGUGAUGAAUACAGACUGAGUUUUUGUUUUGAAUGAGCUUUGCAUGAUCGGGUCAACAGCAUUCAUGAAUAGGCUUGAGCACAUCAUCAGUCAUAAUGGUUUGGAUUAUGAAAUUAAUGAGCAGUAAUCUUGCGAACAAGACGCACAACUGGGUAAACACAAUUAA